UUCCCGCUACUACCUCCAGCUUUUUGCAACAAACCCACGGCCGAUUGUCAGAUCCUGUACGAAAUUGGCGAGCGCACGACUCCCGCUGUCGCAGGCGCACCUCACCUGUACAAGCCUCCAGCAAACCAAGCUGCGCCAACAACACACCCAACACAAUAAUCAUCACACAUCAUGGCAGACAAGUUUCCGGAAAUUGACGUCGACACGACGGGCCAAGAUAUCGAGGGCGACUUCUUCUCGCGCGAGAAGGAGCUCGUGGGCAGCGAGUUCCAGACCGAGCAAGACAGUGCUGUUUUGGCCGAAAGCGAGGCAGACGAGGACCACGAAAUCCAGGAUUUCAAAGACCAGUUCCCUGAGGUCGGUGAAGCUGAGCCAGCCGCCCAAGACCCCGAGCCUGUUUCCGAGGAUGACGAAGAAUUCGAAGGUUUUUCCUCGGCACCUCAGACGACAGUUCCCCAGGGCGAGUCGGAGCCAUUGAAGGAGUGGAAAGCGCGCCGAGAGCUUGAGAUUGAGGAAAGAGAGAAGGCCAACUCCAAGAAAAAGGCCGACAUCAUAGCAGCCGCGCAGCAGAGUAUCGACGACUUCUACGACAACCACAACAACAAGAAGGAGGAACAGGCGAAGCAAGUGUUGAAGGAGCAAGAGGAGUUUUUGGAGAAGCGCGACGGCUUUUUGAAACGAGGCACUUUGUGGGACAGAGUCAAUGAGCUUGUGGAAGACGCUGGUGAGGGCGCCGACUCCAGCCGCGACAAGUCUCGGUUCAAGGGUUUGUUGACCAAGUUGAAGGGUAAGGAAAACGUGCCAGGUGCAGGUGGUUACGCCAGCUAGACAACAGUAGGAGCCGCAUGGAAAAUAUGAUCACAAUACAAAGAAUAGACA
Messenger RNA from Metschnikowia bicuspidata var. bicuspidata NRRL YB-4993, 879 nucleotides. It is a transcript of the gene CLC1, whose product is annotated as Clc1p. Lineage: Eukaryota; Fungi; Ascomycota; Pichiomycetes; Serinales; Metschnikowiaceae. Gene Ontology annotation, biological process: clathrin-dependent endocytosis; intracellular protein transport; clathrin coat assembly. The coding region runs from base 172 to 828 and encodes 218 amino acids. The transcript is spliced from 2 exons. The record is from RefSeq and is a predicted model, not a curated record. Gene Ontology annotation, molecular function: structural molecule activity; clathrin heavy chain binding. Gene Ontology annotation, cellular component: clathrin coat of coated pit; clathrin coat of trans-Golgi network vesicle; plasma membrane.